Molecule: messenger RNA, 3358 nt
Organism: Arvicola amphibius (Eurasian water vole)
Lineage: Eukaryota; Metazoa; Chordata; Mammalia; Rodentia; Cricetidae
Gene: Kansl2
Product: KAT8 regulatory NSL complex subunit 2
Exons: 10
Coding region: 112-1578 (488 amino acids)
Cellular component (GO): NSL complex
Source: RefSeq, a predicted model, not a curated record
GCCAGAGGGUGAGCUGCGCGGCGUAGCGCGGCGGGGAGGUAAGAUGGCGCCGCUGCUGGCGCUUCACCGUUGCUGUUAGGUUGCCGGUUGUCCUUUCUGUCAGGUUUUGGUAUGAACAGGAUUCGGAUUCACGUCUUGCCAACGAAUCGGGGGAGGAUCACCCCAGUGCCCAGAUCGCAGGAGCCCCUUUCUUGUUCAUUUACUCACCGCCCAUGCUCUCAGCCGCGUCUGGAGGGGCAGGAGUUUUGCAUUAAGCAUAUUCUCGAAGACAAGAAUGCACCCUUCAAACAAUGUAGUUACAUAUCAACGAAGAAUGGAAAACGGUGUCCCAGUGCUGCCCCAAAGCCCGAGAAGAAAGAUGGGGUGUCUUUCUGUGCUGAACAUGCUCGAAGGAAUGCUCUAGCACUUCAUGCUCAAAUGAAGAAGAAUAAUCCAGGCCCUAUGGGUGAAACCCUCUUGUGCCAGUUGAGCUCAUACGCUAAAACAGAGCUGGGCUCUCAGACCCCAGAGAGCAGUCGAAGCGAAGCCAGCAGAAUACUGGAUGAAGACAGCUGGAGUGAUGGGGAUCAGGAACCCAUUACUGUGGAUCAGACAUGGAGAGGUGACCCUGACAGUGAAGCUGAUAGCAUAGACAGUGAUCAAGAAGAUCCCCUAAAACAUGCUGGUGUCUACACAGCUGAAGAAGUGGCUCUUAUUAUGAGAGAAAAGCUAAUUCGUUUGCAGUCUUUGUACAUUGAUCAGUUUAAACGACUACAACACUUACUCAAAGAGAAGAAGCGCCGUUACUUACACAACCGAAAAGUGGAACAUGAAGCUUUAGGUAGUAGUCUCCUGACUGGCCCAGAGGGACUUUUAGCCAAAGAAAGAGAGAAUUUAAAGCGACUAAAAUGUCUUAGGCGAUAUCGUCAACGCUAUGGAGUGGAAGCCUUACUACAUAGACAGCUGAAGGAACGCAGAAUGCUGGCCACAGAUGGGGCUGCUCAACAGGCUCAUACCACUCGUUCCAGUCAGAGGUGCUUAGCCUUUGUGGAUGAUGUUCGUUGCUCAAAUCAGUCUCUUCCGAUGACCAGACACUGCCUUACCCAUAUUUGCCAGGAUACAAAUCAGGUUCUCUUCAAAUGCUGCCAGGGAUCUGAAGAGGUACCCUGCAACAAAGCAGUUCCUGUAAGCCUCUCUGAGGAUCCCUGCUGUCCACUGCAUUUCCAGUUGCCUCCUCAGAUGUAUAAGCCCGAGCAGGUAUUGUCUGUGCCAGACAAUCUGGAAGCCGGCCCCAUGGAUCUGUACUUGAGUGCUGCCGAGCUUCAGCCCACUGAGAGUUUACCACUGGAGUUCAGUGAUGACUUGGACGUGGUGGGUGAUGGAAUGCCGUGCCCUCCUUCACCCUUACUUUUUGAUCCUUCACUAACUCUCGAAGAUCAUUCCGUCAAAGAAAUUGCUGGAGGCCCAGGCCAGAUGCAGGUGUCUGGAGAUGGGUCCAGAUACCAAGGACCUCGAAAUUUAGAGAAAGCCUGUGCAUCAUUCCCCCAGCGUGGAUUGGCGACUGCAAAUGGAAAGCCAGAGCCCACUUCUAUCAGUUGAUAGUUCAUUCUGAGAAUUGCUUGACUUUGGAUCUGAACUUCUCAUUCUUCAAACAAGUUUAUCUCUGGUCAUCUCUCACUAAACAGGGGUAACCCAGACUACAUGGUGUUUCUUCGGGCCUAUACAGUGCUAAAAGCAAACAUAAACCAAAUUUGUGAGGAAUGGAUCUUUAGUAUUUAGAAGUUACAGGAUUCUUUGCAAGGAAGAGAGUGUGGUAGUCUCUGCCUUUGGGAUGGAAUGAAUAUUGGAGACUCUGCCUGGGAAAGAGACAUUUGGCGAUAUGAUUUCCUAAGCCAUGGAUGAAAUCCAUCUAGGCAGGGGCUGCGGUCCUGAGGUGCUGGCCGUUCAUGUCUGUCCGUCUGUAUCUAAAGACCUGUGAUCAACCCUUUCCUCAGUUCCACAUAGCUGGGCAGUAGAAACCCCUUUCCUAGUGACAGAAAAGCAGCUCACCUCACAGAUCUGGGCUCUCCUUAAUUAUCCUUGCUUUUAACUUAUGUAAAUGUCUGGUGGAUUCCCUAUGUAAAUUAUAGUAAAAUUGUUGUAUAUAGUUUCUAUUAAAUGGUAAAAUGUUAUGGAAAUGUAAAGUAGUGUGAAUUGAGUUUGUGGGGUUUUUGUUUUGUAUUUGAGUGUCUAUAUUAUUUCCUGGGAAAGGUACAUAGUAUUUCUAUCCCCAAACAGGCAUUACUGGAGAAACAGCGUGUUCACUGGGGUCAAGACUGUAUAGUGCUUUAGGGUCUUGGUUGAACCCCACAGAGGAGAUGAAAGAAUGGUCGACAAAGGGGGCAAUAUAUGGUGAGGUUUGUGUCAGGCUGGUUUUAGGGAAACAUUUGACAGAUGCUUCUGAAGACUGAAUAACAGUUCACAGAAAACAUAAGUAAUUAAACCAUGAGGAAAAACGGUUAAGCUCUGGGGUGGCCCUUAUCCCAUUACUGUAUGAGCUGUGCAUUCCUCCCUGCAUGAAGGUAUGCUGAGGUGAAGGUCAUCUGCCAGCCCAGCGUGCUUUCAAGUAUUUCAGUACUUUCUUGUUGCGUCUGACUAGGGUUUAUGGUUCCAAAAGGGAUAAGAGGCCGUGGCGUGACGACAGAAAGCUUGACCACAAGCAUGAAACAGCAAACUGGAAGUGUGCAGCAAGUCUGCAUCAUCUAAGACUCCAAAAAUUGCCAUCAAGUGUCCAGAUGCCAGAGACUGGUGGACAUUUUUCAUUCAAAUAGCCACAUCAGGUUUGUCCAACAGAAAGUCCAUAGUACUGGGCCAGAGACUGUCAGAAGGGAGCAGUGAUGAAAGGCCAGCGUGAGCCAUGUAAUCCACCCCACCAAGACCAUCAGUGCUGGGGAGACAGCACUGCCCCACAAUAGUGCUGCAGGAUGACAAGGUUGGAUAAGCUUGGGAAAUGAGAUCAUAGAGGGCUGGGUGGGAUAGCGGUGCCUAUUCAUGCCGCUGUAGCCAACAUUGCUGAGGUCCUUUUGUGCUGUAUUGGACUUCACUAACAUUCCUUUAUUAGUAUCCUCUUAGCUGCCCAAGGAAUCAGGAAGUCAAUGAAACUUAUAUAUAGAUCUCAGCAAGUUCCUGAAGCCUACAAAGUUCUUAAGUCUUCCCAAAGAUAUAUAAGCAGUAAUUUCUGGGGAGAGGAGACUAAACAAACUUUGUAAACCAGCUCUCAGCAGGCUGUGUAGGGAGCUCCAGCCAUGCGACAUCUGAGUUGUCACAAUGUUGGGGUGAACUUUUUCAGUGAUGUACCAUGCUCCUGUAAGCAAACCAAUAAACUCAGCAGUUUACUGAA